AUGACGCACCUCAGGGGGCCACUGGCAUUACGCCCUGGGUUGUCGGUGCUAUCUUUACAAUUUGCUAGCCAGAUUGUCGCCCUGCCGCCAUCCGCAAGCCUGCUCGCUGUGAAAGCUGCAACACCUUCCGGCAGUAGGGGAUAUGCCAAUCAAGGUAUAAUAGACAGCCCCAACUUCCACGAAAGGGCCAAGGUGGAAGGAAUAACGCCAAGUCAGCUUCGCAGCAACUUACAAAGCGAAAAGGACGUCUUGCUCUCAGGUCUUCCUAUCACCGCUACUCCAGCCGACAUCCGCGCUCUCGCCCGCGAGAGCAAGACCGCCAACGAUAUAGGACGCAUCGAGUUCAUCUAUCUAAAGUCGCUCGUCCCCAGCAGCAAGGCGCUUGUCUCCUUCUCCAGCCCUGUCCGCGCUCGCACGUUUGAGGCAGAUGCGCACGGCCGCAUCGUCGGCGGCAAGUAUCUCAAUGCUAGCCUCCGCUCCGCCAAUCAGCGCAAGCGCCUCCUCAUACAUACCUACGGACUCUGGCCCGCCGAAUAUCAACUCGCUUUUGAUCUUAUCGAGUAUGAGACCGGCAAGCUUGUCCUUCUUCGCGGCAUUCCGCAAGAUACUUUCGAAGCGCGCUUGGAGGAGCGUCUCGCCAACCGCUACGAUCUUAAGCCGCAGGAUCGAUGGCGUGGCAAACGUUGCUCUUACGCCGGAUAUUCCUACGAUACCAGGGGCCACGGAGGCAGUCACGAUGCCGUGCUCGGCGGUGUCUUGAAGCUGCCCAGGCUCCACUUGGAUGCCACCACCACCAGCUUCAUCGCGCGCUGCCAGACGCAGUCGGAGGCGAUGCGCCUGGUCCGCAGAUGGCACAACACCUAUUUCGCCCCUGCCACUUUCGACAUCCAGGACACUGCCGGACGAUACCGUGUCUCUGCUUCCAUCCUCUACUGA
Sporisorium graminicola is the source of this 936-nucleotide messenger RNA. RefSeq lists its product as uncharacterized. The transcript has a single exon. NCBI's taxonomy places the organism in Eukaryota, Fungi, Basidiomycota, Ustilaginomycetes, Ustilaginales, Ustilaginaceae. The record is from RefSeq and is a predicted model, not a curated record. The coding region runs from base 1 to 936 and encodes 311 amino acids.